This is a messenger RNA of Thlaspi arvense, 1197 nucleotides long. Lineage: Eukaryota; Viridiplantae; Streptophyta; Magnoliopsida; Brassicales; Brassicaceae. The record is from the annotation of a GenBank genome assembly.
AUGUCAUCAUCCAGGACGAUUCCGAUGAAGAGACGAAUCGACAACAACCACGGUUGCGGCGGCGGCGGAGGUUUCCAGGAAGAUCGGCGUUACGCGCCGCCCCAGAAACGUGGAAGAUUUCAAACUCAAACGCGAUUUCAACCGGCUCCUCUGUAUCAUUAUGGUAGCAAUAACAUGUCUAGGGUUUCGAAUUACGGUGGUGAUGUGAUUGGUUCUAAUUCAAGCAAUAGCUUUCCUUUUGCUGUACGUAACAAUGAUUCUUCUUCGCAAUCUAACACCAAUUAUCAGAUUCGUAACCCUAACCCUAAUCCCCAAUCGGUUCCGCUUCCUUUACCUUAUCGUAAGCUUGAUGAUUUUGAGUCGUUGCCUGAAUGGGUUCCGAACCGGUCGAAUUUCCCAAUUAGGUCUUCGAAUAUCGUACCGGUUAACGCUCCGUUGCCUUCUUCUCAAGCACCUGUGUUUACGAAUGUUCUCAAUCCAAUGCCUAUGGUUUCAAUUGUGUCUCAAGCGAUGCCUCAACAACCAAUUUUGAGCAAAGAGUUGAUUGAUUUACUUAACCUUCUUAACAACAACAAAGAGAAAGACAAAGAGAACCCAAGUAGUCUCGAUGAAGCUGCUCUUUGUCUCGAUUUUGGUUCUGUGAAUCUUAAUGUUCGUAAUGAAUCUGUGAUUAAGUCUUUGUACUCUGAUAUGCGGAGGCAAUGUUCUUCGUGUGGAGUUAGAUUCAAAUGUCAAGAAGAACAUAGCAAGCACAUGGAUUGGCAUGCGAGGAAGAACAGGUUGGCUAAAGAAGCAACCACGACCAAAGCCAACUCAAGGUUGAGCCAGAAACCGAAGAAGUCACGUGAUUGGUUCGCGAGCGAGUCUCUAUGGCUCAGUCCAGCGACGGGAGCCACGGGCGAAGCGGCGGCUAAAGCAGCUUUUGGAGAGAAGACGAAAGUAGAGGAGAAACAAGAGCAGCGACAUACUGUUCCUGCUGAUGAGAACCAGAAGCUGUGUGCUUUGUGUAUUGAGCCGCUUGAAGAGUUCUUUAGCCAUGAGGAAGAUGAUUGGUUGUACAGAGAUGCUGCGUACUUGAGCAGGAAUGGGUCCGGUCCUAUUGUUCAUGUUAAGUGUAUGCCCGAACCACUAAAAAUGCCUGCUAAGGAUUCGAAAGAGACGAUGGUUAUGCCUGUUACGGUUCCAUUGGUCUGUUGA